GGGGGAGGGGAAAGGGAGGGGGUAAGAGGCGGAAGAAACUGACGUGGCUCUCUGAGAUGGAGCCCAGCGUGAUUCAUCAGCAGGAGCUGUAGCGGUGGUGGCUGCUUCUGGCCCCAGGCGGGAUGGAGGGAAGAGUCAGGAGCGCUCUGUAGAGGCGCUGUGCGUGAACCUUUACAGCAGCUGGAGGUGAAGAGUGAGGCCAGGCUCAGUCGCUCCCGGCGUCUACAGCCAGUUCCUUUCCCUUUGGCGGCUGAGUGGCCACGAAGGUCAAGAUGGAAGAGAUCCUGAGAAAGCUACAGAAGGAAGCGUCCGGGAGCAAAUACAAAGCCAUCAAAGAGAGCAGCACCUUGGCCGUAGAAAUGUUAAGUGGUCCAGAUACCAUUGUCAAGAUUCCAUCAUACCAGUUGAGGGAGAAGUGCCUACUUCCUCUCCAACUUGCUUUGGAAUCCAAGAACAUGAAAUUGGCCCAAUAUGCUCUAGCAGGGAUGCAGAAGCUGCUAUCGGAUGAGAGAUUUGUCUCCAUGGAAACAGACUCUGAUGAGAAGCAGUUGCUUAAUCAGAUCCUGAAUGCUGUCAGAGUGACUCCUUCCCUCAAUGAAGACCUGCAGGUAGAAGUGAUGAAGGUUUUACUUUGCAUAACUUACUCAUCCACCUUUGACAUGAAUGGAAGUGCAGUGCUGAAGAUUGCCGAGGUGUGCAUUGAGACAUACGUUUCUAGCUGUCACCAACGUAGUAUUAAUACUGCUGUGCGGGCAACUCUCAGUCAAAUGUUGAGUGAUUUGACUUUACAAUUACGGCAAAGGCAGGAGAACACGAUUAUUGAAAACCCAGAUAUGCCACCAGAUUUUGGGAAACAAGGUUCAACUUUAGAAACCCUCUGUGACGAUGUUGUCUCCGUUCUCUCUGUCCUGUGUGAGAAGCUGCAAGCUGCAAUCAAUGAAAAUCAGCAGCUGCAGCUUCUUUACCUGGAGUGCAUUCUGUCCAUGCUCAACAGUUGUUCUACGACCAUGCAUAACCACAAAGGUUUCACUGAUCUUAUUUGGAAGCACCUCUGUCCAGCUCUUGUAGUGAUCUUGGGAAAUCCAAUUCAUGAUAAAACCAUCACCUCUGCUCACAGCAACAGCAUCAGCAUUGAAUCUGACUCCUCCUCCUCGGGAGUUUCUGAUCAUGGCCGAGGAUCAGGGUGUUCCUCCACAGCGCCAGCUCUCAGUGGACCGGUGGCCCGCACAAUUUACUACAUCGCAGCUGAGCUAAUCCGCUUGGUGGGAUCAGUGGAAUCCAUGAAGCCAGUGCUGCAGUCGCUUUAUCAUCGGGUGUUGCUUUAUCCUCCACCCCAGCACCGAGUGGAAGCCAUCAAAAUCAUGAAAGAGAUACUUGGUAGCCCCCAGAGGCUCUGUGAUCUGGCAGGACCCAGCUCCACUGAAUCCGAAUCCAGGAAAAGAUCAGUUUCAAAAAGAAAGUCACAUCUAGAUCUUCUCAAACUCAUUAUGGAUGGAAUGACCGAAGCUUGUAUUAAAGGCGGCAUCGAAGCCUGCUUUGCCUCAGUCUCCUGUGUCUGCACCCUACUUGGAGCUCUAGAUGAACUUAGCCAGGGCAAAGGUUUGAGUGAGGAACAGGUGCAGCUGAUUCUUCGGCGCAUUGAUGAGUUGAAAGAGGGGGCUGAAUCGAGCCGCGAGUCCAUGGAGAUCAAUGAAGCUGACUUUCGGUGGCAAAGGCGAGUCCUGUCCUCAGAACACACCCCAUGGGAAUCAGGAAAUGAGAAGAGCCCUGACAUUAGCAUUAGUGUUACCACGGAUACGGGGCAGACCACUUUGGAGGGUGAAAUGGGGCAGACCACGCCUGAGGAGAACCCCGAAAACCAAAAGAGUUUAAAGUCGCCAGCCAUACAAGAGAGUAAGGAAAUUCUAAGGAAAGAGCGAGAAUCAGAAGCCAUAGACCAACCAGAUGUUGUUCAGAGAAGCCACACUGUUGUUUACCCUGACAUAACUAAUUUCCUGUCCGUUGAUUGCAGGACGAGGUCCUACGGAUCCAGAUAUAGUGAGAGUAAUUUCAGUGUAGAUGACCAAGACCUUUCUAGGACUGAAUUUGAUUCCUGUGAUCAGUACUCCAUGGCAGCAGAAAAAGACUCUGGGAGGUCUGAUGUCUCAGACAUUGGGUCUGACAAUUGUUCUCUAGCUGAUGAAGAGCAGACCCCGAGGGAUUGCUUGGGCCACAGAUCUUUGAGGACCGCUGCCCUCUCAUUAAAACUGCUGAAGAGCCAGGAGGCAGAUCAGCACAGUGCCAGGUUGUUUGUACAAACCCUGGGAAACCUCCUUCCUCGGCUCCUUGCCCUCCCCAGUGUAGAAGAAGUGGACUCUGCCCUCCAGAACUUUUCUUCAACCUUCUGUUCAGGUAUGAUUCACUCUCCUGGAUUUGACAGCACCAACAGCCUCAGCUUUCAGAUACUGAUGAAUGCGGACAGUCUCUACAUGGUCUCACACUACACUCUCUUGCUCAAUCUGAAGCUCUCGAAUGGUGAUUACUACAGAAAGAAGCCAACACUCGCACCUGUCAUGUUGAAAGAGUUUAUGAAGCAAAUCCAGACCAGUGGGGUGCUGAUGGUUUUCUCCCAAGCUUGGAUUGAAGAACUUUAUCAUCAGGUGCUUGACAGGAACAUGCUUGGUGAAGCGGGAUAUUGGGGAAGUCCUGAAGAACACAGCCUUCCCCUCAUCACCAUGCUAACUGACAUUGAUGGCUUGGAGAGCAGUGUCAUAGGUGGCCAACUGAUGGCAUCGGCUUCUACAGAGUCUCCUCUCAUCCAGAACCAGCGAACAGAUGAUUCAAUAGUGGCAGGUGUUGCUUUUGCCCGUUAUAUUCUUAUUGGCUGCUGGAAGAACUUGAUUGAUACUUUGUCUACACCUUUGACUGGCCGCAUGGCAGGAAGUUCCAAGGGACUGGCAUUCAUUCUGAGUGCUGAAGGAGUCAAAGAGCAGAACCAGAAAGAACGAGAUUCCAUCUGCAUGAGUCUUGACGGGCUGAGAAAAGCAGCUCGACUGAGCUGUGCUUUAGGUGUUGCUGCUAAUUGCGCAUCAGCACUAGCCCAAAUGGCUGCAGCAUCCUGUGUACAGGAAGAAAAAGAGGAGAAGGAAGUUCAAGAACCAAGUGAUACCAUAACCCAAGUGAAACAAAAAGUGGAACAGAAACUGGAGCAGAUUGGGAAGGUUCAGGGGGUGUGGCUGCACACAGCCCAUGUUUUAUGCAUGGAUGCCAUCCUCAAUGUGGGCCUGGAGAUGGGAAGCCAUAAUCAGGACUGUUGGCCACAUGUAUUCAGAGUAUGUGAAUAUGUUGCAACCCUAGAGCACAACCAUUUUAGUGAUGGAACAACCCAACCUGCUGUGACUAUUAGCCAACCCCAGAAAGCCUCUGGACCUACAGGGGUACUGGCAGACUACGAAUCAGAGUUUUUACCCCAGGAAUUAAACCCUGAGCAAGACAACACACUACGUGGAACACCCACCAUUCAGCAGCUGUCCAUUCAGGAACUCAUCAAAGAAGGCAGGAAGGGCCGAACUUUUGAUUUUCGGAGUGGCAGUCUUUUGAGUGGAAGCAGUGCUGCCAAGGCUGUCCUCACCCUUUCCACCCAGGCAGAUAGGCUCUUCGAAGAUGCUGCUGACAAGCUGAAUUUAAUGGCUUUGGCAGGUUUCCUUUACCAGUUAAAAAAAGCUUCGCAGUCCCAGCUUUUCCACUCUGUUACAGACACCGUUGAUUACUCUUUAGCAAUGCCAGGAGAAGUUAAAUCCACUCAAGAUAGGAGAAGUGCUCUCCACCUAUUUCGUCUCGGAGAUUCAAUGCUCAGGAUAGUCCGGAGUAAAUCUCGGCCACUCCUCCACUUCAUGCGCUGCUGGAGUGUUGUGGCUCCUCAUCUGGUAGAGGCUGCCUGCCAUAAGGAAAGGCACGUUUCUCAGAAAGCAGUGUCCUUCAUCCAUGACAUCCUUACAGAGGUUCUGACAGAUUGGAGUGAGCCCGCUCAUUUUCAUUUCAAUGAAGCACUGUUCCGACCCUUCGAACGCAUCAUGCAGCUGGAAUUGUGUGAUGAGGAUGUCCAAGACCAGGUCAUCACAUCAAUAGGGGAGUUGGUCGAAGUAUGUUCUACUCAGAUCCAGUCAGGAUGGAGACCCUUAUUCAGUGCCCUGGAAACCGUACACAGCAGUAACAAAUCAGAAAUGAAAGAAUAUCUUAUGGGAGACUACUCCAUGGGAAAAGGUCAGGCCCCUGUGUUUGAUGUCUUUGAAGCUUUUCUGAAUACGGACAACAUCCAGGUGUUUGCCAAUGCAGCCACCAGUUACAUUAUGUGCCUUAUGAAGUUUGUCAAAGGAUUGGGAGAAGUCGAGUGUAAAGAGAUUGGGGAUUGUGUGCCAGGGUCAACUUCAACAUCAACAGACUUGUGCCUUCCCGCUCUGGAUUAUCUCAGAAAGUGUUCCCAGUUGCUUGCCAAAAUCUACAAGAUGCCCUUGAAACCAAUUUUUCUUGGUGGGAGGCUUGCCAGUUUGCCUCGGAGAGCUCAAGAGCACUCAGCAAGUAGUGAAGAUGGGAUAGAAUCGAUACUUUCUGAUUUUGAUGAUGAUACGGGUCUUAUAGAAGUCUGGAUCAUCCUUCUGGAACAGCUGACUGCAGCUGUAUCCAAUUGUCCUCGUCAGCACCAACCUCCUACCUUGGAUUUACUCUUUGAGCUCUUGAGAGAUGUUACCAAAGUACCCGGACCAGGGUUUGGAAUAUAUGCAGUUGUACAUCUCCUCCUUCCUGUGAUGUCCCUAUGGCUCUGCCGUAGCCAUAAAGACCAUGCUUAUUGGGAUGUUGCCUCAGCUAAUUUCAAGCAUGCCAUUGGUUUGUCCUGUGAACUGGUGGUAGAACAUAUCCAGAGCUUUAUCCAUUCAGAUAUUAGGUAUGAAAAUAUGAUCAACUCAAUGCUAAAAGAUCUCUUCGAAUUACUGGUAGCAUGUGUGGCCAAACCAACAGAAACUAUCUCCAGAGUUGGCUGUUCUUGUAUUCGGUAUGUUCUUGUAACAGCAGGACCUGUUUUCACUGAAGAAAUGUGGAGGCUUGCGUGUUGUGCACUGCAAGAUGCAUUCUCUGCCACACUUAAACCAGUGAAGGACCUAUUGGGCUGUUUCCACAGUGGAAAUGAAAGUUUCAGUAGUGAUGGCUGCCAGGUGAGAGUGGCAGCCCCCUCUUCUUCUCCUAGUGCUGAGGCAGAGUACUGGCGGAUCCGAGCCAUGGCACAACAAGUUUUCAUGUUAGACACUCAGUGCUCACCAAAGACUCCAAACAACUUCGAUCAUGCCCAAUCCUGUCAACUGAUCAUUGAGCUGCCUCCUGAUGAGAAGCCAAAUGGGCACACCAAGAAAAGUGUCUCUUUCAGGGAAAUUGUGGUGAGCUUAUUGUCUCAUCAAGUACUGCUCCAGAACUUAUACGAUAUCUUGUUAGAAGAGUUUGUCAAAGGCCCCUCCCAAGGGGAAGAGAAGACAGUUCAAGUGCCAGAAAACAAGUUAGCUGGUUUCCUCAGGUAUAUCUCCAUGCAGAACUUGGCCGUCAUCUUUGACUUGCUCUUGGACUCCUAUAGGACAGCCAGAGAGUUUGACACGAGCCCAGGAUUGAAAUGCCUUCUGAAGAAAGUAUCUGGCAUUGGAGGGGCAGCCAACCUAUACCGCCAGUCAGCAAUGAGCUUUAACAUCUACUUUCAUGCCCUGGUCUGUGCUGUCUUGACCAACCAGGAGAAUAUCACUGCUGAGCAGGUAAAGAAAGUCCUUUUUGAAGAUGAUGAAAGAAGUACAGAUUCUUCUCAGCAGUGUUCAUCAGAGGAUGAAGAUAUUUUUGAGGAGACAGCACAGGUCAGCCCUCCACGGGGGAAAGAGAAGAGACAGUGGCGGUCUAGAAUACCCUCUCUGAGUGUCCAACCAGUCAGCAACGCAGACUGGGUGUGGUUAGUCAAAAGGCUUCAUAAGCUCUGCAUGGAACUGUGCAACAAUUAUAUCCAAAUGCACUUGGAUCUGGAAAAUAAUGUGGAGGAACCUCCUACCUUCAAGAGUGAUCCUUUCUUCAUUCUCCCCUCCUUCCAGUCUGAGUCAUCCACCCCAUCCACAGGAGGGUUUUCAGGGAAGGAUACACCUUCGGAGGAUGACCGAAGUCAAUCAAGGGAUCAUGUGACUGAUGCUUUGACUCCAAAGGGAAACAUUGGGGAUAUGUCAGAGCUGCCCUCCAGUCCCAAAGGAGAGAGGAAAGAUCAAAGCAGGAAGAAAGAGUGGUGGGAGAGUGCAGGGAACAAGAUCUAUACCAUGGCCACUGACAAGACUAUUUCAAAGUUGAUGACUGAGUACAAGAAGAGGAAGCAGCAGCAACAUAACCUGGUCCCAUUUGCUAAAGACAUCAAGAUGGAAAAGAAAGGAGAGCAACUGGGCUCCAGGGGACCAGACUCACCACUUCUCCAGCGUCCACAGCAUUUGAUGGACCAGGGCCAAAUGAGGCAUUCCUUCAGUGCUGGUCCAGAAAUCCUGAGGCAAGAGAAGAGACCAUGCUCUGGCUCAACAGUGAGCUCCCUGAGUAUAUCUGUAAGAGAUGCAGAGGCCCAGAUCCAGGCAUGGACCAACAUGGUGCUAACAGUUCUCAAUCAGAUUCAGAUUUUGCCAGACCAGACAUUUAUUGCCCUCCAACCAGCAGUAUUCCCCUGUAUUAGCCAACUGACUUGUCAUGUAACUGAUAAUCGAGUUCGCCAGGCUGUAAGGGAAUGGCUCGGAAGAGUGGGCCGAAUCUAUGACAUCAUCAUUUAGAAGAAAUACAUUCCAUCAGAUAGGAGAAGAAAGUAAUGAGGGUUAAAGGUAUGCCAACAAUCUGGUUGACAGUAGUGUCCCACUUCCCCCUUUAACAUUUAGGAGAAGGAGCCUGUACAUUUGAAGAUGAUAACUAAACAAGAAGCCUUUCAGGAUACCCAAUCUUGAGCUAGCCAUGUGUCCAAUCUAGGAAAAUACACCAUGUGAGAUGCAUUGAUCUCAUUCAUUGCUUUAGAAAUGUCUACCACUGAAGCACCUCCUUCUGUAUGUUGAACACUAUUACCCAUUGCUUCAGUGUGUGAUUGUUUCCAGAAAGGUCAUGUCCAAGGGCUACCUUUUUGAAAGCACUUUGUUGGCUCAGUGGAAUUAGACACAAUGGGGACCUUGCAACUGAUGCCACCUCUUCAAAAAAAAGAAGAAGAAGAAAUCAGGCUGGUAUCAAAGACGCAGAAAAUCAGUAUCCGGUGAUGUUAAUGGUAGUUAAUGAAGAGCUAGACUACCCAUGUCAAUUGAUGGGGAUGGAAAUUGAUACAACAAUGUUAUGAAAUGAAGGACAAUUUUUGCCAAAUAUGCCCAAAAGAUUAUCAGGAUGCUUGUUUUAAAAAAUCCUCUGUUAAUCAAGUUUUACAAGCAUUUGUACCAACUUAACCAAGAGGACUAAAUUCAAGCUUUUGUGUAUCCAUAUUUAGAGAGAGACCCUUUCCUGAAAGGGUUCAUGAUUAAUCACAAUGGUCCUGACCCUAUCCUCACAAUGCUCAAUGAUUUUGUUGGAGUGUUAUUAUUAGCAGACAUAGGAACCAUCAUAUAGUUAGGAAUAAUUUGAUUGGCUUACUUAAUCUCCCAACUAAUGUUUUGAGAAUGUAUUAGGAAAUAGUAUGAAUCGAUUGUGUCUCAAGGACUCCAGACUUCCUUUGUACACAGACCUGAGUACCAUAUUUGUCUGAAUAUGAGGUAAAGUGCUUUAAAAAAUUUUAAUACAUCUUACCUUAUAUUCAAGUCAUGGGGAAUGAGUAAUGAAAACUUUAGAGUCCUUCAGGGCUAGGAAAAACAGACUCUUGCUAGUUGUUUCAAAGCCCUUAUAAAUGAUACCUCAGGGCAGGGACAGGAUAAGAGUCAAGGUGAGUGAUUUAACCACUUCUAAUUCUGCUUUUAAAACCUUAUUAUGUUUCAGUAGUUGAAACUGUAUUAUUCUGGCUUUUUCUUCUUGAAAAGAGCUCUAAAGGGUUCUAAAAUUGAAAACAAGUGGUUAAGAAGACAGACUGGGAUGAAGAUGAGUAACACCAGCUUUGACCUCAGACCUGGAAAAGUUAAGGGACUGAGGGGGCCAUACUCAAGGAAUGGAGUAUUUCAUACACUUGAGUUCUUUUGUGAACUAAACAUUUCUCUUCUUUGGAAGGUGGAGGAAUUUUAUAUUCAAAGUCACUGGAGACUUCAGCUAAGCUAAUAAAUGGGAACAAGGGUAGAUAAAAUAUAGAUUACCCUGACCUUCAUCUAGUUGCUACAAGAGAAGACAAUUAGGACAUGAUUUUUACUAGUUGCAAUAUAUUUUAGAUUUCUCAAAACUAUGGACCAUUCUGUUGAUAAAUUAAUCUUAUUAAGUUCUUAAGGAAGUUUUUCAGAGAUAAGAGAUACAAAUACAGAGAUAUACAAAUGAUGAUUUUCACCCACUUCCAACUUCUUUUUUUCCAGACUGAAUGUCUUAUCACUCUUGAAAAUAAACAAACUAUUUGCCAAAGUAAUAAGGAUUUUCUACUGGGUUUUAUCCAGUCUUGGUAGCUAAAAGGCUUCAUUUGGGCAGGUCAAUUAUUCUUUAUUUUAAAGAGGGGCUUUAUAGAUCUUAUAUGUUAUCCAGAAGGGUGAAAAUUAGUUGUAAAUUCUGAAUUUUAUGAGUAGAUUAUUGAAGGCAUUUCCCCCCAAUGCUUUAGGGGGAAAGAAACAAUAUAAUUAUAGACUAUUCCAUAUAGUGACAUCCACAGGGAAAAAGGGAAUGUGUUCGCAUUGAACAGUACUCAUUCCUUAUACUCUUUGUUUAAGUUGUAUCAUUCCAUUAGACAAGAAUUAACUGGAUUGGGGAGAUCCCUUCCAACUCUGACAUUCUGUAGUAGACCAACAAAUCAGGUAGACCCUAACUCUGCUUUGUUUCCCAAUAGUUUUAUAUGCUAUGGAUUUCCUAUGUUUUGUAAUUGGAAUUGGUGGCAUAGUAAGUACUUUAUAAAAGAAGGCUGAGCUCUCUGUUUUAUUUUGUAGCUUAGCUGCUUCCUUGGAAAACCCCCACGCGUUCUACAAGUUUUGAAGCUCUGUAUACAAAACACAUCAUUAGGUUCUAUAUAGAAAGCGAAUUUGUCAUAUAGAAGUCUUUGUUGAAAUUGUAGAAGGAAAAAGCACCUGUUUUUCUCAACCACAAAGUAGGAUAUGGAAACUGCUUCUUCAUACAGAUCAAAUACCUCUUAAGGAUAUAUACUAUAGCAGAGAUUCCCCUUGAAAAAUACCCCUCCAAAAUUAAUACAGCUUCACUGGUCCUACAUCAAGGUCCUAGGCUGACAGCAAUUGAAAAACUGUCUACAUGUCUUCUAAAAAUCCUUCAAAGGAGCCAAAAGCAGAAUCCUUAAAGUCAGAAGGGAAUCUCAAAUAAAAAGAGUUUGCAAAGCCAUCAGUUGCACUUAUAGAAUGAAGUCUAGGCCAUUUCCAGUUUGUAAACAGUUUAUAAAUAUUCAUAAAUUAGUUUGGGACAGUUUCCCAUGGAAAUUUAGAAAGUAUGGCUAGGUAAUCAGGUAGCUCACAAAAGAUUGACCUAUAAUUUUGCCAAGUGCUGGAUUUGGAAUUUGAAUCCAACCCCAAACACUUUCUAGCUGUGUGACCCUAAAGUCACUUAACCUCUUUCUGCCUCAGUAUCCUCAUCUGUAAAGUAGUGAUAAUAAUAGCACCUAACUCCCAAGGAGAUAGUGGGGAAGAAUAAAUAAUAUUAUAAAGUACUUUGCAAAACCCAAAGCUCUAUAUAAAUCCUAGCUAUUAUAAUAACUAUAAUAAUAAUAAUGAGAUUCAGGAGAUCUUAGUAGUCAGUUAGUGCAAUCCCUUCUAUAACAUGUCCAAAAAGGAACCAUCUGUUUGGAGAACCCUAGUGAUGUAGAAUAAACCACUACCAAGGAAGCCUUAAUUCUUUUUUUGCUCACUUAAUUUAUUUGCUGUUGCCACAAGUAUCUUAUGAUGAGAUCAGAAUUUGAAACAAGUAGCUUCCCCCAUGUUUCUUUGCUCUUUUUCUCUUUUAAUGUGUCUCUGGAACCCUAAAAUGGAAGGGGGAGAAUUCUGAUUCUAAGGUGUAGGCAACCUACUUUUCUUUUGUUAAUUAUUCUUCCUGAUUUAUCAUUCUUUUUUUUAAAGAAUAGAUGAUAAGGAAGAGUUGUCUAUAGAUGGUCUAAGCUAUCCAGAACUAUGCUUAUUUGGAAUUUUUGUUUGACUUGUGCCCAUCAUUGCUAAGACUUACUGCCUGACUACCCUGCCCCUUCCCAAAUUCUUCCAAACUCCUAUUUAUCUUCUUUUUUCCAACUCUUCCAUAUACACAAAAUGAGAUAAUGAACUUUCAUAAAUUUAGGCUCCUUGAUUUGUGAAUAGUUAAAGAAAGAUGUUAAUAUGUUUUAAAAGCAAACAUGAAAUAAAUUUAUUUAUUUUCAAAUUUGACAAAAACAAUAUAAAGAGUUUAAUUUAAGCAUAUUUAAUAUUUUAUAAGAAUUUAUUCAGAGUUUAAGGCUUUAUAUUAGGAAAUUUACUUUAUGUCUUUGGGCCCUGGUUCCCUUAUCUGUUUUUUUAAAAAAAAAGAAUUGUACAUAAUGACCUCUGUGGUAUUUUCUAAUUCUAAAUAUGUGAUCCUGUGCCCCCCCCCAUUUCCCAGAAAAUUACAAUGUGAUUCACAUAAGAAAACAUUGAAAUAUUCAUAAUAAAAAGAAAAAGCUCUUCUUAUAUUAUUGUUCCUCCAAAAUAAACUCAUUUGAUGUGAUUAUGACAAAAGUAAAAGAUAGGCUUAAGUUUCUCUAAUGCUUUAAAACAUACAAAGCAAUUUCCUCACAACAGAAUCUCAAGAAUUGGAAACAGAUAACCUCAGAAGCCACCCUGAACCAUAUUGUUGCUCAUUCAGUCAUGUCUGUCUCUGUGGUGACUUAUUUUCGAGUUUUCUUGGAAAAGAUUUUGGAGAUUUUGGUUUGUCAUUUCCUUCUCCAGUAUACAACCCAUACCUGAAGAGAAAUCAAUCUACAUUAUCUUCAAGAAGUGGUCAGUCACCACUUCAGCUUGAAGUUCUCUAAUGAUGGAGAAGUUAAUACUUUCUAAAGCAGUUCAUUUCACUUUUGGAUGGAAAAAAAUAGUUAUUUUGUCCUUCCUUAAUCUGUUUUCUAGUCAACAUUCCCAAUUUUCUCAGCAGUUCCUCACAUGGACCAAAUUAAAAAUCUUUCACUGUUGUGGUCAUCCUCCCUUGGGCAUUCUCCUUCUUAACAAUGUCUUUGUUAAAGUGCACCUAGCUCCUGGAACUGAACACAGUACUCUAGCUAUAGUCUGAACAAGGUAGAGCUUAAUAGAGAUGUAUUCUCUUCCUUUUUAAGGGACCCUCAACUCAUGAACUUAGAGCUAGAAGUAAUCUUGGAAAUCCUAAAGGUGGAAUGAGUUGUCCAAAGUUGCACAGUUAGUAAGUAGCAGAAUCCAAAUUCAAACCUUGGUUUUUAGGCUACAAAUCCAGUCUUCUUUCCAUUGUACUGUAAUACCCUUUGGUCAGAGCAACAUCAUGUAUAUAGUGUAUUGCUCAUGGAUCCAUCCCUAGAAAGUGCCAGGCUUUGAGCCUAGGUAUUCUCACCUAAAUUUAGUUUUCUGUCUACCACCAUAUGUACAUAAGCAGUCUCAGAUCAGUUGAGUAAUAACCAUCAAUAUAAGUAGCAUCUUAAAAAAACAGAGAGUUUUUAAAGAACCACAAAACAGGAUUCAGGUGUGCAUAGAAAGAUUGAGCUUGGGGCACUCUAGUAGGAAAUCAUGUAUGGUUUUAGAUUAGGCAAAAAACCAAUAUAUUAUUGCUUACUUCUCCGAAGUUCUUCAAGAAAUCAAUAGAAUUCAUCAAAGUUCAUUUAUUGAUAACCUACUAAGUGACAGGAAAAUAUCCCAGUACCCAAGGAACUUAAAUUCAUUUAGGAAAGAUGAAAAGUAUGCAUAUGAUGAAAUAUGGUAUAUUUGAGGGGUUUUAUUUUCCUUUUAACAGAGAACUAAGCUUUAAUCUUAAAACCAAUCCCUUGAAGAUUACUUUAGGGAACUGAUAAAAUCUAGCAUAUGUGAUGAAAUAAGCUCAUAUUUUAUUCACAGUUCUUUAGAAAAUGAAAAUUUAAGUCUUGGUAAAACAAUCUUUUCUGUUCGUUGUGCUAUUGUAGUUCAGGGAACAGUGUCCUAAUUCAUUAGGGCCUUUCUAUUAUAUCCUUGGGAAGAAUAUUGGGCUGUUUGGGUUUGAAAGAACAGAAAACAAUAAACCAAUUUGGGAGCCUAAUUGUUCUGUCUAGUUGCAGGUAUAUGCUAUUGUUUUUAUUAGUAAUCACUGAAUCGACCAACAUUUGUUAAUCACCUACUGCAUGCAAGGUUCUACAUGCUGAAGGAAAUACAGUUUCAUUAAGUACCCUGUGCUCCAAAGAAUUAUUUUCUAGUCAUUAACACAUAAAUAUACAAGUAACUAUAGUAUACAAUAUUAUAUAAGUGCAUUUGGAGCAACACAAUGUAUUGUCCAAGGAUUAAGAUUGCUACCAAAUUCUGAGGAUCAAAGAAGACUCCAUGGAGACACGUUAUUUCAGUUGUGUUUUAAAAGAAACAUAGGAAUUCAGCUAGCAAAGAUGGGGAAAAGAAGCCAUUUCAAGCAAAACUCUGGAAGGUAUGGAGGUGGAAAAAUGCAAUGCAUGGUGAUGAGGAUGGAUAUAGGUGAGUUUGGUGAGAAUUUAGAGUGUUUAGAAUGAAUUCAUAUGAAAGAAACCUAGAAAAGUGGGAUUGUGACAGAUUGUAGAUGGCAUGCCUUAUGUCAGUUGAACUUUAUUUGGUCUUUAAAUCUGAGGUCUUUAAAGUAAAGACAAACUCAUUCUUCAUAAAUAUCCUCUUUUGGUCCCAGUUAACCUUUGAAAAGGAAAAGGUAGUUCUAGGUAUCACCAUGAAAGGAACUAAGAUCCAGAUCUUUUUACAUUUCUAAUCUGGAUCACUUUGCCCAUUCUAAUUAGUUAGAGCUGUCAUGUCAUCCUGGUGUAGGAAGGAUGCCUUCUACUUGUAGUUCUUGGGUGUUGUUGCUUUUGUGUGUGUGUGUGUUUUCACAAAAAAAAGGCACCAAUAUGGAAGACUGUGAAAUUAGGAAGCACCUCAAUCACAGUUAUCCCUUUUCCACAAAAUUGCUUGUCCUUCCCCUCCUUCUGUAGGGGAAUACCCCAGAACACAUUCUCUGGUGUAGUGGAUGAGUUGUACAAUGCACAUUACCUACCUACCCUGGACACAGAUGGGCACUAAGUUUACUAUAGGAAGUGAGAUGAAGGUGCCAGUAAGGUGAGGACCUCUUCCUGUACCCUAUUUGCAAUUUAAAAUGGUAUUACUUCUGGGAACAGUUAAAGUGACCAUGUAGAAAAGUUUAACAGGUAGUAAUACUCAACUUAUUUAGAAAUGGAAUCAUUUAUUAACUACAUUCAACUACAUUCAACAGUUUCCCUCUAUCUUCGCUUAAUGUUUCAGGGCCUUGGGGGAUAAAUAAAGGCAGAGACACAGAGAGAGAGCUGAUUCCUCAUCUCAUCUUAUUGUGUAAUUUCUGCAAUUUUCUACCAGGAAUUAUUUUUCUAGGGAUAUCUGUUUGUUAUCCCAAGGAACCAAAUUUCCUUUAGUAAUUCAUAAGUGUUGACUGUUAAAAAAUCAGUCACUUACCAAGUAUCAGAGAGAAACAGAGUUAGAGAAAGGCAAGACAGAUUUCAAAUUUAAUAAAUCUUCAACCACAAUUUGCUCACAUCUUUCUAGUUUCCAUUUUGAAUAUACUGGUGAUUGGUGUUUUUAAAAGGAUGGAAGCCUAUGAAUGUACAUGUUCUACAAACAGUUGUUAGAACCUUUGUCUGUGGAGAACUUGACGCUAUUUUUAACUCGUGUAAUACUUUGUCUCAUGUUGAUUCUUUAGCCUCCUUUGAAGGUGAUUUCAAAUUGAAUCUUAGUGUUUGAAUUUCUUGUGUCUGAGUAUACUUAAGGGAUUGUUUCUAUAGAAGUAUACAGUAUCUUUUACUACUGCUUUAUAGAGGAUCUUGAUGACAAACCCUUCCUCUCCCCACUCUCCCAGGCGAUAUAACUCACAGAUGGGUCGCCAAAAAUAGCCUCACUUUCUUGAGCUCAGAACGAAAACUUUCCCCUACAAUGUCAACUUUUGCUCAUAUGUGCUAUGUAAAUGAAUGAUUUGGAUUCAUCUCAUAUAUCCUUGGAAUAUAUAGUUUGGACUGACUACCCUUUUGAGCACUGUCACACCAGAUUAUUCUCAGUCAAGGGGGGAAUCCCCUUUUACAAAUGGCAUACUUGCCUUGUUAAAGUGGCAUGUCAUUUGUUAGCCUUUUUGGAGUAGUUUCCACCUUACUACUACAUCUCCCUGUUUUUGCCUUACUCUGUUUUCAGUAAUCAUUGUGUUUUCAUGCCCACUCCAUUAUUUUGAUAAAAUAGAUGCUUGCUGACAUCAUCAUGCAAUCCCUUGGUUACAAAGUUGACUCAUUUAGUUGACAACUUUUUUAAAACACUGAUGGUACACGUGCACGGGCACAAUGUAUGUAAACACAAUUAAGGGAAGUGGGUAAUUAUGUUUUCCUCUGUUCUUGGGUAAGUAGCAUGUGAUUGGCACUCUACAGGAUACAUUCUGAAAGAAAUACAUCAUGCAGUAUGUAGGAAAACUAUUCAAUCAAUAAACCCCUGACAUGUUCUAGCCAUUGUACUAGAUGCUGGAGACCUGAAACAAAAAUGAGAUAGUCUUGUCCUUCGAAAGCUUAUAUUCCAUAGAUUAAUUCAGGUGUUAUUUACUUGUGAUAAUUCCAAAACAAGAUUAAAGUUCCCCUUCAAAUGAUUUACUCUAUUUGCCAUUUUUUAAAAAAUAAACAGGUUUGUAGACUUUUUAAAGCACUUUAGAAGCCCCAGUCUCUUACCUAAACUGUUACACCAUUCUUAGAUAGUCAUCAAUAAAUGAAUUCUCACAUCUCUUUAGUGUAUGAAACAAGAAGUAAUAGAAUCAUAAAAUUAUAUAAUUUCAGAGCUGAAAGGAAUGUUUAUGGAUCAUCUAGUCUAAUCCUUCAUAAACCAUUUUAAAUGAUAAUUGAUACUUUUCCCUGACUCAGAAUAUCCUUUUCUUCAGUUACUCUGACUCAUUGAUAUUUGACUUCAGUUGAUGAGGGCAAGGAGCAUAUAGAAGAUCAUAUAAAGAGAGAUUUUUGCAUUUUGGCAUGUAACUCAAGGGUAAAUAAUUCUAUUCCUUACUAAAGUCAUUUAUAAAUUUAAAGAUGAUUGUAACCUGAAGUUAUAUUAGCCAAAAACUUUGCUCUUUUGCAUUUACACAUCAGCAACCAUUAUUAAGCCUGCAACUGAUAACAAAUUGGAAUGUUACUACUUUCCUCCAUCCCUCAAAAAGCCCCCAAUCAUCUCCUCUGAAUUGAUUGGUAUGUCACAUAUUGCCUUGUCAUUUUUCAUAGGCUUUCCCUUCAUCCCUUUUAGGUUCACAAAUAUCAAGGACAUGGAAAUUGCCUCCACCAGUGUCUGUUUACAUCUACCUCACUAUUAUUUGCAAGCUGCCCUAUUCUCCUGUGUUCCUCCUAACAUAUCCCAAAUGGCUCCAGUUAAAUCUAUUUCCUUCUUCUAUUAGAAAAAGAGAAGCCCAUCCAAUUGGCAGGCCUUAGCAAUUAAGAUGCUUUUAGCAAUGGCUUGAAUGUAUGAUGGCUUCAUUACAAGUAACCACUGUGCCAGGAUUGCUAGUGGCCUCACUUAUAGGAAGAACAUUUCGUGGGCAUAAGCCAGACUGCUUACAGGUCAGGGAAUUUAUUCUGAUGUCCAGUAUUUGGUCUUGUUGAAAAAAAACAGUGCUGCAAAACUUGUCGCCUUUUGUAUCUUCAACUCAGAUUUCCAUCCACCCUUGAAUAAAUGCUGAAUAAGACAAGGGUUAUUAUCUUGGGGCCAGUGAACUUGUGUCUUUAAAAAUAUUUUGAUGUGUAUUUAAACAUGAUUAGUUUUCUUUAUGUUUUAUUUUAAAAACAUGAUUCUGGGAAAGGGCCAAUAGCUUUUACCAGGCUGCUAAAGGGAUCUACCACAUACACACAAAAUGCUUAAGAAUUUCUGAUCUUAAAAAGAAAACUAUUUGCUCCCCAUAUACUUCUAUCCCAAUAGACCCAAAAGGAAGUAAGCGCCUUUUUGCCCUUUUAGCAUUAUGCCAAAGACUAACUUUAUUUUUUUUGCAUUUUAAAUCAGAUAUAGUUUAAACUACAGUGUUGCCAUGAUGAUGUCAGUAUAACUGUUUUACUUCUAUCUAUAGUGAUUCUAACCUCAUCUGUAUUAUUCACCAGGAGUCUCGAGUGUUUUGUUUUCUUCCCCCUAGAGACAUAAUGUAAGCUCAACAAGGAAGUUCAAAAUUUGGUUUUACUUUCCAUCUCUUCCGAAUCAAUUCCAAAAUCCAUUUGUUCUAAUUUCUAGAAAAACAAAUGCAAACCAUCCACCCCAGUUCCUCUCUGUGUUGGUCUGUGGACAUUUGAUUUGGUUAUUAUCUAUCUGUUUGUUUUCAAACAGGUCACUAUGAGCUGGCUUGCAAAUGUAUUUUGUGUAUAUUUUGUUCAAAUUGAAAAUUAUGAAAGGAAACUAUUUUAAAAAGAAAUUGUAUUUCUGUUGCUUGUGUUGUAGAAUAAAGAUGCAAAUGAAUUAAAAAA
This is a messenger RNA of Monodelphis domestica (gray short-tailed opossum), 16717 nucleotides long. RefSeq names its product ARFGEF family member 3 (gene ARFGEF3). The record is from RefSeq and is a predicted model, not a curated record. Lineage: Eukaryota; Metazoa; Chordata; Mammalia; Didelphimorphia; Didelphidae. Gene Ontology annotation, biological process: regulation of ARF protein signal transduction. Gene Ontology annotation, molecular function: guanyl-nucleotide exchange factor activity.